CAUAUUUUCUAAGAAGAAUCCAUUUAGAGAUCAAAAUGGGACAGUGUGAAUAAUAUAUAGACAUAAAAUUCACAAGUAUAUUGAAUUAUUAACAUAAAAAAUAAAUGAAUUGAAAUUGGAAACACGUGUGCACACUUAAUAUAGUAUAUAUGAAAUUAAAAAAUUUUUUUUAUCGAUAUAAAAAAAAAAAAGAAAGUUGAUAUUUUUACUAUCUCUGUUUCAAUAACCCGAUUGCAAUCUCCUAUCAUCCCUGAUCUACCCUUCCCCUGACCGAAUGCAGAUCUCAAACUAUACUUCUAGCAAUACUUUUUCCCAAUUAACCGGACUUGAGCCAUGAACUUGGGUUGGAAACUUGCUAUGCGAACCACCCGUGAGACAAAAUUGUGGGAUCAUCUAUGCUGUCAAUCAUGGCUGAGUAUAGACAAUUGCCAAAUGGAAGAAUAUUGAAAUUGUAAAAAAAUUCUGCUUGUUAUAUGAUUCUAAGAGUAGACUUUGAAUAGAAAGAGAUACAUUGAUAGAAAUUUUUUGGUUUUCGGAAAGUCGAUCAAAACUGCAUAGCAAUUAUAUCUUGAUUUAACUUACAAACUCCUUACUUAUUAAUUUAAUUCCAAUUGAAUCCGACUAACUGAGUAUAGUUAUUGAUUAUUAAAUGCGUACUAAUGAAAAAGUCACUUAACUACAGCAAUACCAAUGAAUUUAGAUAGAUAAGUUAAAAUGAGUUGAAAAUUUUGUCGUCAAAAUUAGAAAAUCAAACAAAAAAAAAGUUGUUUCACUAUUCUAAUUAACCAUGAGUUUCAAUUUUUUUUGUUACUAAGCAACUAAGUUGUUUACAGUCAUAACAAAAAAACUUAUUUCUAUAUUUAUAAUCGUCUAAAUUUCAAGUACCUUCUAUCAGAAUAAUCAAUACAUUUUUUUCUUCUAAAUUUUUACAAUGAUUUUACAAAUAGGAAAAAUUUUGGGACCGAUUGUUAGUAAAUUUAUUAAUCAUAGUACGGAUUUGAAGUGCUUUCAGAUAAUGAAGAUGAUAGUGUUGACACGAAAUCUUAAAUGUGAAAGGACACCUCUAUUUACUAAUCUUGAUUUCUACAUAAACAAAAUUGAGAAAGUCUACUUUCGCAGUUCUGAUUGUAGUGAAGGUGAUCCAAGAUCGACUGAAAGAGAACCUUGUGAGACUCCCAAAGGACCUUGUGUGCCUUUAAAAAAGCCUGGUUAUCCAACUAAGCCUGAAGUACCUCAAGAACCUUUUUGCGUUGAGUGUCCACCAAAGAAACCUUGCAGUUUAAAUCAAUGCCCCACUUUAGAGGGUACGUCAAAACCAGCAUUUCGAAAAAUUUUAUCUUUACUUUAUUUUCAAUCACAGAGAAACGAUAGACUUGAAGAGACUGACAUUAGAGAUAACGAGAUUUCAACGUGCCAAAAUGUGGUGCAAAGAUUCAAAGCUCAUAAAGAAUCUAGAAAAUUGUGCUUUUUAUUAAAGAAACCUCAUAAGAAAACAGACGGAAAAACAAAAAUCUCACAGGAUGAAAACAAGAAUACUUCCCAAGUGCAGGGGGAAGUGGAGUCUGCUAUCAUGAAGAUGGUAUGCCAACAGUUUCUGUUGAUUCCAGAGCCUGAAAAAAUGUCAGAAAGUCUUACUCCACCAAAGCUAAAAUCUUCAAAAAAUAACAAUCUACGUAGCGCUCCAGCAUUAAAGUGUUCAGGAAGGACUGAAGAUCUUUUGAAAAGUUUUGCAGAGUUUUUUCAGAAACGGAACAUGUCUAGUGAUGCCAGAAGCUUUUCGAAUGACUUCGAUUCUUUUAAAGGAACAAAGUGCAAAACGGUUAUAGAAAUGUGUGCAAGGCGAUCAUUGACUGAUAAAAUUUCUGAGUCAUCGGAGUGUCUUCAUAGUCAACGAACAAGUUGUCAUCCAGAACGUAAUCAAUGUCCCAGAGCUAGAAAAAUCACAGAGUCUGCAUCAAUUGAUCGAUCCAUAAGUUCAGAUCGAAAAAUUUUUGAAAAAAAUGAUGAAGAUAUGAUGGCGAAAAAUGUGAAACUACCAAGAUCACCUUCACAGCCGGUGAUUCUUCAUUCUUGUCCCCCACCGCCAAAACUUCAACCUGGUUUUUGUCCUUGUGCUGAUGUAUUCAUGACAACGAGAAAUGAAACGAAGUUGAUCGUACCUUCUCAGUCAUGUCCUUUGCAAGUGAAAUAUUCGUGUCCAGAGUCUCGUAUCUAUUACUGUCCAUCAAAAUUUUGGAGAUCAAAGUGUUAAAAAUAAAUUAAAUUCAUAUUCGAUCGUUUAAUUUUUGAUUCGUUAUUCUCAUUUAUCCAUUUGAACUAAACAAAUAAAAAAAACUGAUACAUUUAAUGAUUGUAAAUCACUGCUAACCCGUUAAGCUUUUUGAGUCAAAGAAGUAAAAUGAACGUCGAGAUGAUAGUAGUUUUAUUCUUAUAGUCUUUCUUU
Aphidius gifuensis is the source of this 2443-nucleotide messenger RNA. RefSeq lists its product as uncharacterized. The transcript has 3 exons. Bases 932 to 2251 code for a protein of 439 amino acids. NCBI's taxonomy places the organism in Eukaryota, Metazoa, Arthropoda, Insecta, Hymenoptera, Braconidae. The record is from RefSeq and is a predicted model, not a curated record.